GCACCCACCUCUCUUCUUACUGCCCCUCUCCCCCAGGCUGUACUGAAAUCUUCAGCCAGCGGGGCAGGGGGGCAGGGCUGAGGGCAGCUAAGCUGGCUUGACUCAGACCAGGAAGUCUCUCCACCCAAGCCUGGGGCUCAGAUGUCACACACACACACACACACACACACACACACACACACACAUACACACAUGCACACACGGGGCCCUCCCCCUCCUUAGCACACUAGGAAGCUGCCCGUUCCCAGGGCAACAGUCAACACAGACAGAAGCUCAGACACGACUGGGCUCCAACGCUCUCUGCAGCCUGGAGGGCCUGGUCCCCAUUGGCCACUCUGAGCUCAGGAUCCGGGGGGCCAUAGAGCAGAACCCCUGCACAGCUCUCCUGGUGUGAAUGCGGGAAAGCUCUCUGAGCUCAGGCAGGAGUCUCUCUCUCUCUCUCACACACACACUCUUACACACUUGCACCCAUGGGAAGCCGCCCCACUCCUGGGCUCCAGAGAACUACAUCAGCUGAGUACCGACUGCCUUCAACAAGGCCUCCAGCCUCAGUCCCGUCCACUGCCCCAGGAGGCCCUGUGGUGGGCAGGGGUCCCACAGGUGGCCCCCAGGCCCCGAAAGCCAAAUGGUCAGCCCUGGGGGCUGAUGGUGUGCAGCGGGACCAGCUGUGGAGGGAGCUGCUGGAGGCUGAGAGGAGGAGCCAGCAGCGCUGGGCUCAGAACUGGAGUUUCCUGAAAGACUAUGACCCCAUGGGCAACAAGAAGGAGCCCGUAAAGCUGCCAGACCACGUGCCUCGCUUCUCUGACACUGCCUCCACUUCCACGAACCGGGCCAUAGGCAGCCGGGUGGACACGCCUCUGGGGAAAACCCUCAUUGGCCUUGACUUCUUCUUCGUGGAAGGAGCCCGGAAGAAGAAGCUGGAAGAGGAGCUGCAGCCCAUCUAAGAGGAGGGCCGGGUGGACACUGCUGGGGAGCCAUCACCAGAGCCUCAGACAGCAUCCCACACAAGCUGGGGGUCAGUAUCUCUGAGCCCCACACGAGGUCAAGAGGGCUCCUGGCUCAUCGUCACACCUGAGAAGGACAGGAUUCAAGGGCUUGCCCAAGGCCAUGUAACCGGCGAUGGUGGGGCUUCGCUAGGGGUCACGGCCCACGAGAGGGGGCCGUGCACAUGGUCAGGAGCGCUGACCGCACCUGCAGCCUUGGGCAGGUCACUGGAGCCUCCAUUUCCCCACCUGUGACGUGGUGUUUCCAUCGCUGAUGUAACAGGUGACUGAGGGUCUGAAAACCACACAUGCAUGUUAUCUUGCAAUCCUGAAGACAGAAAUCCAAAGCAGCUCUUGCUGGACUAACUAAACUGAAGGCGUUGGUAGGGCCACAUUCCUUUCUGGAGGCUGGAGGAAUCUGAUGCCUGACCUCUUCCAGCUUCCGGAAGCUGUUCAAACUCCUUGGCCCUUGGCUCCUUCACCCUCAAG
This is a messenger RNA of Bubalus bubalis (water buffalo), 1472 nucleotides long. RefSeq names its product chromosome 12 C2orf50 homolog (gene CIMIP5). NCBI's taxonomy places the organism in Eukaryota, Metazoa, Chordata, Mammalia, Artiodactyla, Bovidae. The record is from RefSeq and is a predicted model, not a curated record. Bases 471 to 944 code for a protein of 157 amino acids. The transcript is spliced from 3 exons.